GCGUGGGCGUCUGGGCUCGGCCGCCGCCUCGUCCCGUGCUCCGCGCUCCGCGCUCCACGCCGUCCGCACGCUCGGCUAUUCCGCUCCGCCCGUGUCGUCCUCUCCGGAUCCCCGCGGAGUCGCCAUGGCCCAGGUUCUCAGAGGCACCGUGAGUGACUUCCCUGGAUUUGAUGACCGGGCUGAUGCAGAAACUCUCCGGAAGGCCAUGAAAGGCCUGGGCACGGACGAGGAGAGCAUCCUGACUCUGCUGACAUCUCGCAGCAAUGCUCAGCGCCAGGAAAUUGCCGUGGCCUUCAAAACGCUGUUUGGUCGGGACCUUCUGGAUGAUCUGAAAUCAGAGCUGACUGGAAAGUUUGAAAAAUUAAUUGUGGCUCUGAUGAAACCCGCCCGGCUUUAUGAUGCCUACGAGCUGAAGCAUGCGCUGAAGGGAGCUGGGACAGAUGAAAAAGUUUUGACAGAAAUUAUUGCUUCAAGGACACCUGAGCAGCUCAGAGCCAUCAAGCAAGUUUAUGAAGAAGAGUACGGCUCGAGCCUGGAGGAUGAUGUGGUGGGGGACACGUCUGGGUUCUACCAGAGGAUGUUGGUGGUGCUCCUGCAGGCCAAUAGAGACCCUGAUGCGGCCAUCGACGAGGCGCAGGUGGAGCAGGACGCACAGGCUUUGUUCCAGGCCGGGGAGCUCAAGUGGGGGACGGACGAAGAGAAGUUUAUCACCAUCUUCGGAACUCGGAGCGUGUCUCACCUGAGAAGGGUGUUUGACAAAUACAUGACUAUAUCAGGAUUUCAAAUUGAGGAAACCAUUGACCGAGAGACUUCAGGCAAUUUGGAGCAACUACUCCUGGCCGUCGUGAAAUCCAUUCGAAGCAUUCCUGCAUACCUGGCGGAGACACUGUACUACGCCAUGAAGGGUGCCGGGACGGACGACCACACCCUCAUCAGAGUGGUGGUGUCCCGGAGCGAGAUCGACCUCUUCAACAUCAGGAAGGAGUUCAGGAAGAACUUCGCCACCUCGCUGUACUCCAUGAUUAAGGGUGACACUUCGGGGGACUACAAGAAAGCCCUGCUGCUCCUGUGCGGAGGAGAAGAUGACUGAAGGCCCGCGGGAGCCCCACUGCCUCUGCCUCCAGCUGCCCUCCUCCCGCCCAGUGCUGCUGUGCCCUGCCUUAGUCACGGUCACCUGCUAGCUGAUGACCGGACCCGGCUCCUGUCCUGUCCUAGCACACGGAGAGGGGCUUCCUUCACCACCCUUCCGUGCCUUUCCGUCCUUUCUCUCGUCCUGAGCUCUACUCUCACUUGCUAGGCCUCGUGUUUGAUUUGUUACUUGCCACAAGAGGUCAGAUUGCUUUUGCUUUUUAAUUCUUUUAAUAUGAAAAACUUGAUUUAUAGUCCAUUGAUAACUGUGUUACCUUCAUCAGAACCUUAGCCUGAAAUAGUGAAGUCCUUAGAAGUGGCAUUAAUUCACUUUUUGCUACAUGAAGCCCGCAAUGGUAGUUUUGCUCAAAAGAUUAAUGAUAAAUAAUAAACACUUUGCCCCCCCAAA
This is a messenger RNA of Perognathus longimembris pacificus (Pacific pocket mouse), 1537 nucleotides long. It is a transcript of the gene Anxa5, whose product is annotated as annexin A5. The transcript is spliced from 13 exons. Bases 125 to 1090 code for a protein of 321 amino acids. Gene Ontology annotation, cellular component: cytoplasm. Lineage: Eukaryota; Metazoa; Chordata; Mammalia; Rodentia; Heteromyidae. Gene Ontology annotation, molecular function: calcium ion binding; calcium-dependent phospholipid binding. Gene Ontology annotation, biological process: negative regulation of coagulation. The record is from RefSeq and is a predicted model, not a curated record.